Molecule: messenger RNA, 717 nt
Organism: Arctia plantaginis
Lineage: Eukaryota; Metazoa; Arthropoda; Insecta; Lepidoptera; Erebidae
Source: the annotation of a GenBank genome assembly
AUGUCUGUGAGUGAGAAAGUUUCGUUAUCGGACGCUCUGAGCAAUGUGGAUGUGUUGGACGAGCUUACAUUACCAGAUGAGCAACCAUGUAUAGAGGCCGCUCCAUGCUCCAUCCUGUACCAGGCGAAUUUCGACACGAACUUCGAAGACCGCAAUGGCUUUGUUACCGGUAUUGCCAAGUAUAUUGAGGAGGCCACAGUGCAUGCUAACUUGAACGAACUGUUAGAAGAAGGUAAUGCUCAUGCGGUGAUGCUGUACACCUGGCGGUGCUGCAGCCGCGCUAUCCCUCAGCCCCGGUCCAACGAACAGCCGGACAGGGUGCACAUCUAUGAGAGGACUGUACAGGUGUUGGCGCCAGAAGUGGACAAACUGCUGCAGUUCAUGUAUUUCCAGCGAAAAGCGAUAGAACGCUUCUGCGGUGAGGUCCGCCGUCUGUGUCACGCGGAGAAACGGCGCGACUUCGUCUCUGAGGCGUAUCUGCUGACCCUUGGCAAGUUCGUGAACAUGUUCGCCGUGUUGGACGAGCUGAAGAACAUGAAGAGUUCCGUCAAGAAUGAUUAUUCGACGUACAGAAGAGCUGCCCAGUUCCUCAAGGUGAUGUCUGACAGCCAGAGCCUGCAAGAGUCGCAGAACCUAUCCAUGUUUCUGGCCACCCAGAACAAGAUCAGGGAUACUGUUAAGGAUGCUCUCGAGAAGAUCAACGGCAACUCGUUAUAA